GUCUCACCCAUAAAUUACUAGCUAUUCCGUGUCUGUGUUGGUCACAACUCGGUAAUGUUCUCCUCUUCCCUCCUCUUCUCCGGCCUUUCCAUUUCUACCGUCUCUCUUUCCCUCCCGUCUUUAUUCCUGUCCUUUAUAUUCUUCCUUCAACCCGAUAUUAUUUGAUACCUCGUCUGCGAGAUAAACGACCGACGAUCGUUGAUUUAUCCAGGAACUUGGCGAAAAUUUCAUCACGAUUCUGUGCCUACAACGGCGACGACAGGAACGUGACAGCGUAGAGUUAAGCAAUAGUCGAUAGAGAGACGGAUCUAGGUGCCAGGAGGUCUCGCAGACGGUCUAUGGGAAUGAAACGGACUCAUCUUUGCCGUAGGUCGAACGCGAGCCUGAUCCGAGAGGAUCUCUCUGGCCGCUGAAGGGGCACAGGACCCCGCUGCUAAAUGAGCUGUAAUACGGACCCCCGCUGACCCCGCGCUCGCUCUUUCUCUUUCUCCUGCUCUACCUCGCCAGUUCCUACUCUUCCGUCGUAAUCUCUUCCUUUCCUCUUCUAUCGAAUCGUUCGUUCUUUCACUCGUACCGCUCCGUCUGCCUGCUCUCCCCCCGAUGCCGUUCAAAACUACUCGUUCCUCGGGUAGAAUUCGGUGGUCAUGAUACAACAACGCCAAACGAUUCCUCUUACCGGCACACUUACCACGAUGUUUUUACUUUCUCUACUCCUUUUACCGUUUUUCUGCCUUUCGUUUUUCUAUUGUCGCUGUUAUCGCCCGUUCUUCCUCGCUGGCCCGUCGUUCGACGCGCUCGUUUUCUCGUUAAAAUCGGGGAUGACGAACGUCUCUACGGUUUCCAUAAUUACAGUUACCUAUGCGCGUGCGACACUUGGGUUUAUGUCAUGGAGAACGGCUUUCCUUCGACCGAGUACGAAACGGUUCUCAUUGCUUCUGCGAACUAACGGAGAAUGGUCGUGACAUCGAGACCGAUCGCUCGCGCAUUCGCUCGGUCAACGAAGUAGUUGACCCGUCGCUGGAGAUACGCAGAGAGCGAUCCAUCAAUUGGGUCAACCGUUCUCCGCGCUCCGCUACUAGUGGAUGGAGAAAGGAAAGAGAGCAAGGGGAGGAACGAAAGUACGGCUAGUAUCUAAGAUACAGGAGUUCUAUCGAUGCCACGCGAAAGCGACAGUUUCGACGUUACUCGAAGUUUUUCCAAUGAAAUAUUCGCUCAAGCUACUCGGGGAAAUAUGAAGUUUUCCGUCGGUAGAAUGUCCCCGUGUAACAGAUCUCUGGCGCGGGCCAGCAGCUUGAGACUAGUCGACGAUUGCUACUCUUGACGUAACUCCUGAAAAAUCUGCACGCGAUUCAAAGACGCCGAAACAGAAUCGGGAUCGAUAAAUGUCCGAAACGAGACGAUAAAACGAGUCGCACGGCACGACAGCUUAAGCCUUCGAUAGCUCUGUUCGAUGCGUCUUCGUUGUGUACCACCGAGACAUGACCGAUGAGAGAGGAGAGACCAGCGUGCAACAAGAGGAAAGAAGAUAGCCACUGGCAGAGCUCUAAAGGAAAGAAAAGGACGCGGCGCUGAAAGUGGAAGUAUACGAUUAAGCGGAGACCGACCGAGAACAAGCUGGUGCCGGGCUGUUUCGAACGAUCCGUUGAUCGGAUUUUUUCCCAAACUUGGAGAAACGAAAACCGCGAAAAUGCUAUUAUCAGUCCGCGAAGGAGGAGACAGCUGAACGAUGAGAAUGGAUUUCGGGAGGAUUUGCUCAGCCGUGCGGAUCGUGCUGCUCGUUACGAGGAUCGUGCAACGAGGAGGAAGCUUUACGUAGAAAGCUGGAACGCGAGCAUGGGGUCAGGAACCUGGUGGCGCUACGCCGUGCCAGACACGAUCGAUUUCCAUACCGGCGCGAUUUCGAUUUUCCUUCGUCUUUCUCGAGUCGAGAACGUCGCCUGUCUUCCGGUAUCCAGCAGACUACGGGCGGCAGACGAGGGAAGAAAUCGGCAAUUGUCGAAGUUACACCGAGGGGCGGAGGGGAUGGAGAUGCGCCUCGUUCUCGUGGCGAUCUGCCUCCUUCUCGUUACCCCCAUCGCCGGCUCUUUCUGGACCGUUGGAAAUCAGGUGGUGAUGGAUCCGAUGCUCAUCUGCAAGAAGACUAGGAGACUGAAGGGUAAAAUGGCGGACAUCUGUCGCAAGGAACCCUCCCUGUUGAAGGAAAUUGCGAGAGGCGUCCAGGUCGGAACCAAAGAGUGCCAAUAUCAAUUUCGAAAUCGCAGGUGGAACUGCACCACCAUGAGGAGGUCGCUGAGAAAAAUUUUAUUGCGCGAUACCAGGGAGACGGGUUUUGUGAACGCCAUCACCGCGGCCGGAGUAACCUACGCGGUGACCAGAGCUUGCACCAUGGGACACCUCGUCGAAUGCUCCUGCGACAAGAUGACGGCGAAAGGUAAUCGGCUCGGUAAAUUGACCCGUACCGCUGAAAUGGAGAAGAGCCUGCCGACCGAGGGUGACUGGGAGUGGGGUGGAUGCGGCGACAACGUAAAGUUUGGAUUUAAGAAGUCACGAGACUUUAUGGACGCCCCUUACCGCAAGCGCAGCGACAUCAAAACGCUGGUGAAGCUGCACAACAACAACGCCGGUCGUCUGGCCAUCAGGGACUUUAUGAGCACGGAAUGCAAGUGCCACGGACUUUCGGGAUCAUGCACGGUUCGAACCUGUUGGCGGAAAAUGCCGGCGUUCCGCGACGUUGGCAACAGGCUGAAAGAGUCGUUUGACGGUGCGGCGAAGGUGAUACCGAGCAACGACGGCCACAGCUUCAUCACCGAGGGGCCGACCAUCAAGCCGCCGGACAGAUUCGAUCUGAUAUACAGCGAGGACUCGCCGGACUUCUGCAAGCCGAACAGAAAAACGGGCUCCCUGGGCACACAGGGACGACGAUGCAACUCCACCAGUCAAGGGGUCGACGGAUGCGAGCUGCUCUGCUGCGGUAGAGGCUACGACACCAGAGUCGUCAAGGAGAAGAUCAGCUGCGAAUGCAGGUUCCGCUGGUGCUGCGAGGUCACUUGCAACACCUGCCUGGUUAAGAAAACGGUCAACACUUGUCGCUAACGAGUCGCCUGUCCACCGUUAGAAUAAACGUUUGUAAUAUACGCGACGCGCUGUCGAACAGUUUGGACGCGAGGGUCGAGUCGCGAACAAUCAGUCGUAAAUAAGUCGCGAGCUCGAUCGUUCGCGUCCCAUCGUUCGAAGCUUUCCAAGUAUCUCCAGCUGUUCGUUUCGAGCGUUUCGCGCUUUGCUUGCUCGCGGCGCGCGAAACGAUCGUCGCUUUACUCGCUUUCGUUCGACUUUUGUCGACACGCCGCCUUUCAACCUCUCCCAUUCCCCCUUUUUGCCCCCUUGCGCUUGCGUUCUCCGCAUUUACUGUACAUAAGACUGAAUGGACGAAAGUUUAUACUGUGCAGCGUGAAAUGCGAAUAAAAACGUGUAUCCCCGGCCGAAUUUUCUUUCGUUACUUUCGAAACAUGGCACCGCAAUCGCGUCG
Bombus huntii is the source of this 3526-nucleotide messenger RNA. RefSeq names its product protein Wnt-6-like. The transcript is spliced from 7 exons. The record is from RefSeq and is a predicted model, not a curated record. Gene Ontology annotation, cellular component: extracellular region. Bases 1834 to 3093 code for a protein of 419 amino acids. NCBI's taxonomy places the organism in Eukaryota, Metazoa, Arthropoda, Insecta, Hymenoptera, Apidae. Gene Ontology annotation, molecular function: frizzled binding; cytokine activity. Gene Ontology annotation, biological process: neuron differentiation; multicellular organism development; cell fate commitment.